ACAACGAUGGUAAGCCCGACACGGGCAGUGGUUCUUUGUCUGCUGGCGAUGCUUCCGCUUUUAGCAGCCCAAGGUCAGAAGGCACGUAUUGUGUGCUAUUUCAGCAAUUGGGCGAUCUACCGGCCGGAUGUGGGGCGUUACACGAUCGAUGACAUCCCGGCGGAGAUGUGCACGCACAUUAUCUACUCGUUUAUCGGCGUGGAUGACAGCAACUACCAGGUGCUGGUGAUCGACCCCGAGCUCGAUCUGGAGCAGAACGGAUUCCGGAACUUUACCGAUCUACGGCAGCGGUAUCCUCACGCCAAGUACCAGAUUGCCGUGGGUGGUUGGGCGGAGGGUGGCAAGAAGUACUCGCAGAUGGUGGCGGUGAAGGAGCACCGCCAGUCGUUCAUCUCGAGUGUGGUCCAGUUCAUGAAGGUGUACGAUUUUGACGGGUUCGAUCUGGACUGGGAGUACCCAGGGGCGGCUGAUCGUGGGGGCAGUUUCGGGGAUAAGGAUAAAUUCUUCUACUUCGUGGAGGAGCUGCGCCGAGCGUUUGACCGUGAGGGACGGGGAUGGGAGAUCACAAUGGCGGUACCGGUGGCGAACUUCCGAUUGCAGGAAGGUUACCACGUGCCGGAACUGUGCGAAAAUCUGGACGCCAUCCACUGCAUGACGUACGAUCUGCGAGGCAAUUGGGCAGGUUUCGCCGAUGUGCAUAGUCCGCUGUACAAACGGCCACAUGAUCAGUGGGCAUACGAGAAGCUGAACGUGAACGAUGGCGUGCAGCUGUGGGUCAACUACGGAUGUCCCCCGAAUAAGCUGGUCGUCGGUGUUCCGUUUUAUGGACGAACGUUUACGCUAAGUGCGAGUACUACGAACCCCACACUUGGGUCGUACAUCAACAAGGAAGCAGGUGGAGGAGCGCCCGGACCAUACACCAACGCGACAGGAUUCUUGGCCUACUACGAGAUCUGCACCGAAGUUCAGGACGAAGAAAAGGGUUGGGUUAAGAAGUGGGACGAUGUUGGCCUCUGCCCGUACACGUACAAGGGCACACAAUUCGUGGGCUACGAGGACGAGGAAUCGUUGCAGCAUAAGAUGGACUGGAUCAAGGCGAAGGGCUAUGCGGGUGCCAUGACCUGGGCCAUCGAUAUGGACGACUUCCACGGACUUUGUGGACCUGAGAACGCUCUCAUGAAGGUGCUGCACAACAGCAUGAAGGACUACGUGGUUCCGGAACCGACAGUGACCACCACACCACGGCCUGAAUGGAACCGACCUCCGUCAACGAUGGCCACCGAUGAGGUUGGCACAUCAAAGCGUCCUGCCACCAGCACAACGAGCAGGCCGACUUCAACGGCGACCAUGACCACGACAACACGACGCUCCACAACAUCGCGUACGACGACACGCAGACCUACGACGAUCCUUCCACCGGAACCGGAAGAUCACGCAGUCGAUGGGGUAGUUCCACCGGAGCACGAGGACGAAACGGAGAUCGAUUGCUCGGGAUAUAAGGACUUUGUACCGUCGGCUGACUGCACCAAGUACUACCGCUGUGUGCACGGGCAACCCGUGGAGUUCACCUGCAAACCGGGAACGGUGUUCCACACGGCGCUGAACGUGUGCGAUUGGCCAGAAAGCGCUGAUCGGGUUGAGUGCCGCUCGAAGGCGAAGUUGGUAGAUGAUAACGGAUGUACUCUGCUGAUGGUGUUAUCUGUGGCCCUGCUUGGAGUUUGGCUCCCGGGGGCUACUUCGGAAGAGAAGAUGAGAUUAGUCUGCCACUACACAACCUGGUCGCAGAACCGGGCUAAUCCGUACUCGUACCGCAUCGAGGACAUUCCGGGUGAGCUGUGUACGGACGUCGUCUACAACUUCAUCAGUGUGGACAGCGAGGAGUACGAGGUGAGCUUUCUGCAGCGUGAGAUCGACGUCGUGCAGAAUGGAUUCGGUCGGUUCAUCGGUUUGAAACAGCGCUUUCCGGAACUGAAGCUACACGUGGCCGUUGGCGGUUGGGAUCAUGGUGGAGCCGCCUUUAGCCGCAUGGCCGCAUUCCGGAGUCGUCGCACGAAGUUCGUCGAGAGCGUGGUGCAGUUCAUGAACCGGUAUGGGUUCGAUGGAAUCGAGAUUGUGUGGCUGUACCCGGGCAGUGCGGAACGCGGUGGUACCAAUACCGAUAAGGACAAUUUUGUGUACCUGAUCAGUGACCUGAAGGAUGCGUUCGUCGAUGCAGGAAAGCCCUGGGAGGUGGCCAUCCAGGUGCCGGGCGAUUAUACGCGCUAUGAGGUGGGCUACGAUCUUCGACACCUGUGCAGGAAAGCGGAUUACGUGAACAUCGCCGGAUAUGAUCUGCGCGGAUCGUGGACAGGAUUUGCCGAUGUUCACAGCCCCUUGAAGAAUCGCCCGCACGAUCAAGGCAUCUAUAACGGGCUCAACGUAGAAGGUGGCGUUAACUCCUGGCUGAGCAAAGGAUGUCCUGCGACAAAGAUCCUGCUUGGGGUGCCCUUUUUGGGUCGAACGUAUACCCUGAGGAACAGCCAGCAGAACAGUUUGGGAUCGCCCAUCAGCGGGCCGGGACAAAAGGGUACACACACGUACACCGAGGGUUACCUGGGGUACUUCGAGAUCUGCCAGCAGGUGAACGCGUCCAACUGGCGCAAGGUUUGGGACUCCGUUGGCCAGUGCCCGUAUGCCUACAGGGGCAACCAGUGGAUCGGGUACGAAAACGAACAAUCGCUUAAGGCAAAGGUAGCUUUGGCCACCAGCAAAGGGCUGGCGGGAGUCUACGCUUUUUCGCUGGAUUUGGACGAUUAUCGGGGCAAGUGUGGUGAGGCGUACCCGCUAAUGCACACGCUCUCCGGUAUGAUUAAAAAGGAACAUUCCAGUGAUAUCGGAUUCGCUAUCGACCGGUGGGUUGAUUAGUCGAUUAGUCGCUGGGCUGAUUUGUCGAUUCGUCGACUCGUCGAUUAGAAGGUUCCUGCCACGCCGUGUGGCUUUGUAGGCGUAUAGGGCAGGUUGUUUUGUAAGGAAUGUUUGAAAAAAAAAAACAUGCGCUUCACUGCACAAAUGUUCAAGUACUGAUAAGAGUGUGUUAUGU
Messenger RNA from Anopheles nili, 3079 nucleotides. RefSeq names its product endochitinase. Gene Ontology annotation, cellular component: extracellular region. The record is from RefSeq and is a predicted model, not a curated record. Lineage: Eukaryota; Metazoa; Arthropoda; Insecta; Diptera; Culicidae. Gene Ontology annotation, biological process: chitin catabolic process; carbohydrate metabolic process. Bases 7 to 2904 code for a protein of 965 amino acids. Gene Ontology annotation, molecular function: chitinase activity; chitin binding. The transcript has 6 exons.